Molecule: messenger RNA, 4843 nt
Organism: Cercocebus atys (sooty mangabey)
Lineage: Eukaryota; Metazoa; Chordata; Mammalia; Primates; Cercopithecidae
Gene: ANLN
Product: anillin, actin binding protein
Exons: 25
Coding region: 224-3661 (1145 amino acids)
Biological process (GO): septin ring organization; actomyosin contractile ring assembly; mitotic cytokinesis
Cellular component (GO): actomyosin contractile ring
Source: RefSeq, a predicted model, not a curated record
CAGCGCGCAUGCUCGCGGCUCGGCGCUGAAAUUCAAAUUUGAACGGCUGCAGAGACCGAGUCCGACACUGGAAGCCGAGAGGAGAGGACAGCUGGUUGUGGGAGAGUUCCCCCGCCUCAAGACUCCUGGUUUUUUCCAGGAGACACACUGAGCCGAGACUCACUUUUCUCUUCCUGAAUUUGAACCACCGUUUCCAUCGUCUCGUAGUCCGACGUCUGGGGCGAUGGAUCCGUUUACCGAGAAACUGCUGGAGCGAACCCGUGCCAGGCGAGAGAAUCUUCAGAGAAAAAUGGCUGAGAGACCCACAGCAGCUCCAAGGUCUAUGACUCAUGCUAAGCGAGCCAGACAGCCACUUUCAGAAGCAAGUAACCAGCAGCCCCUCUCUGGUGGUGAAGAGAAAUCUUGUACGAAACCAUCACCAUCAAAAAAACGCUGUUCUGACAACACUGAAGUAGAAGUUUCUAACUUGGAAAAUAAACAACCAGUUGAGUCAUCGUCUGCAAAAUCUUGUUCUCCAAGUCCUGUGUCUCCUCAGGUGCAGCCACAAGCAGCAGAUACCGUCAAUGAUUCUGUGGCUGUCCCGGCAUCACUGCUGGGCAUGAGGAGAGGGCUGAACUCAAGAUUGGAAGCAACUGCAGCCUCCUCAGUUAAAACACGUAUGCAAAAACUUGCAGAGCAACGGCGCCGUUGGGAUAAUGAUGAUAUGACAGAUGAUAUUCCUGAAAGCUCACUCUUCUCACCAAUGCCAUCAGAGGAAAAGGCUGCUUCCCCUCCCAAACCACCAGUUUCAAAUGCCUCAGCAGCUCCAGUUGGGAGAAGGGGCCGUCUGGCCAACCUUGCUGCAACUAUUUGCUCCUGGGAAGAUGAUGUAAAUCACUCAUUUGCAAAACAAAACAGUGUACAAGAACAGCCUGGUACCACUUGUUUAUCCAAAUUUUCCUCUGCAAGUGGAGCAUCUGCUAGGAUCAAUAGCAGCAGUGUUAAGCAGGAAGCUACAUGCUGUUCCCAAAGGGAUGGCGAUGGCUCUUUGAAUAAAGCCCCAUCCUCAAGUGCUGAUGAUGCAUCUUUGGUUAAUGCCUCAAUUUCCAGCUCUGUGAAACCUACUUCUUCUCCAGUGAAAUCUACUACAUCUAUCACUGAUGCUAAAAGUUGUGAGGGACAAAAUCCUGAACUUCCAAAAACUCCUAUUAGUCCUCUGAAAACAGAGGUAUCGAAACCAAUUGUGAAGUCAACUUUACCCCAGACAGUUCCGUCCAAAGGAGAACUAAAUAGAGAAAUUUGUCUGCAAUCUCAAUCUAAAGACAAAUCUACAACACCAGGAGGAGCAGGAAUUAAGCCUUUCCUGGAACGCUUUGGAGAGCGUUGUCAAGAACACAGCAAAGAAAGUCCAGCUCGUAUCACACCCCAUAGAACCCCUAUUAUUACUCCAAAUACAAAGGCCAUCCAAGAAAGAUUAUUCAAGCAAGACACAUCUUCAUCUACUACCCAUUUAGCACAACAGCUCAAGCAGGAACGUCAAAAAGAACUAGCAUGUCUUCGUGGCCGAUUUGACAAGGGCAAUAUAUGGAGUGCAGAAAAAGGCGGAAACUCAAAAAGCAAACAACUAGAAACCAAACAGGAAACUCACUGUCAGAGCACUCCCCUCAAAAAACACCAAGGUGUUUCAAAAACUCAGUCACUUCCAGUAACAGAAAAGGUGACAGAAAACCAGACACCAGCCAAAAUUUCCAGUACAGAACCUACAGGUUUCACUGAAUGCAAAAUGACGAAAUCUAGUCCUUUGAAAAUAACAUUGUUUUUAGAAGAGGACAAAUCCUUAAAAGUAACAUCAGACCCAAAGGUUGAGCAGAAAAUUGACGUGAUACGUGAAAUUGAGAUGAGUGCGGAUAAUGAUGAUGAUAUCAAUAGUUCAAAAGUAAUUAAUGACAUCUUCAGUGAUGUCCUAGAGGAAGGUGAACUAGAUGUGGAGAAGAGCCAGGAGGAGAUGGAUCAAGCAUUAGCAGAAAGCAGCGAAGAACAGGAAGAUGCACUGAAUAUCUCCUCAAUGUCUUUACUUGCACCGUUGGCACAAACAGUUGGUGUGAUAAGUCCAGAGAGUUUAGUGUCCACACCUAGACUGGAAUUGAAAGACACCAGCAGAAGUGAUGAAAGUCCAAAACCAGGAAAAUUCCAAAGAACUCGUGUCCCUCGGGCUGAAUCUGGUGAUAGCCUUGGUUCUGAAGAUCGUGAUCUUCUUUACAGCAUUGAUGCAUAUAGAUCUCAAAGAUUCAAAGAAACAGAACGUCCAUCAAUAAAGCAGGUGAUUGUUCGGAAGGAAGAUGUUACUUCAAAACUGGAUGAAAAAAAUAAUGCCUUUCCUUGUGAAGUUAAUAUCAAACAGAAAAUGCAGGAACUCAAUAACGAAAUAAAUAUGCAACAGACAGUGAUCUAUCAAGCUAGCCAGGCUCUUAACUGCUGUGUUGAUGAAGAGCAUGGAAAAGGAUCCCUAGAAGAAGCUGAAGCAGAAAGACUUCUUCUAAUUGCAACUGAGAAGAGAACACUUUUGAUUGACGAAUUGAAUAAAUUGAAGAACGAAGGACCUCAGAGGAAGAAUAAGGCUAGUCCUGUAUCCCAAAGUGAAUUUAUGCCAUCCAAAGGAUCAGUUACUUUGUCAGAAAUCCGCUUGCCUCUAAAAGCAGAUUUUGUCUGCAGUACGAUUCAGAAACCAGAUGCAGCAAAUUACUAUUACUUAAUUAUACUAAAAGCAGGAGCUGAAAAUAUGGUAGCCACACCAUUAGCAAGUACUUCAAACUCUCUUAACGGUGAUGCUCUGACAUUCACUACUACAUUUACUCUGCAAGAUGUAUCCAAUGACUUUGAAAUAAAUAUUGAAGUUUACAGCUUGGUGCAAAAGAAAGAUCCCUCAGGCCUUGAUAAGAAGAAAAAAACAUCCAAGUCCAAGGCUAUUACUCCAAAGCGACUCCUCACAUCUAUAACCACAAAAAGCAACAUUGCUUCUUCAGUCAUGGCCAGUCCAGGAGGUCUCAAUGCUGUGCGAACCAGCAACUUCGCCCUUGUUGGAUCUUACACAUUAUCAUUGUCUUCAGUAGGAAAUACUAAGUUUGUUCUGGACAAGAUAAAUUAUGAUGUAAGAGAGCGAGAGCUACUGGGCUAUUUGUUCCAGGAAAAGGUCCCCUUUUUAUCUUCUUUGGAAGGUCAUAUUUAUUUAAAAAUAAAAUGUCAGGUGAAUUCCAGUGUUGAAGAAAGAGGGUUUCUAACCAUAUUUGAAGAUGUUAGUGGUUUUGGUGCCUGGCAUCGAAGAUGGUGUGUUCUUUCUGGAAACUGUAUAUCUUAUUGGACUUAUCCAGAUGAUGAGAAACGAAAGAAUCCCAUAGGAAGGAUAAAUCUGGCUAAUUGUACCAGUCGUCAGAUAGAACCAGCCAACAGAGAAUUUUGUGCAAGACGCCACACUUUUGAAUUAAUUACUGUCCGACCACAAAGAGAAGAUGACCGAGAGACUCUUGUCAGCCAAUGCAGGGACACACUCUGUGUCACCAAGAACUGGCUGUCUGCAGAUACUAAAGAAGAGCGGGAUCUCUGGAUGCAAAAACUCAAUCAAGUUCUUGUUGAUAUUCGCCUCUGGCAACCUGAUGCUUGCUACAAACCUAUUGGAAAGCCUUAAACUGGGAAAUUUCCAUGCUAUCUAGAGGUUUUUUGAUGUCAUCUUAAGAAACACACUUAAGAGCAUCAGAUUUACUGAUUGCAUUUUAUGCUUUAAGUACGAAAGGGUUUGUGCCAACAUUCACUAUGUAUUAUGCAGUAUUUAUAUCUUUUGUUUGUAAAACUUUAACUGAUUUCUGUCAUUCAUCAAUGAGUAGAAGUAAAUACAUUAUAGUUGAUUUUGCUAAAUCUUAAUUUAAACGCCUCAUUUUCCUAGAAAUCUAAUUAUUCAGUUAUUCAUGACGAUAUUUUUUUAAAAGUAAGAAAUUCUGAGUUGUCUUCUUGGAGCUGUAGGUCUUGAAACAGCAACGUCUUUCAGGGGUUGGAGACAGAAACCCAUUCUCCAAUCUCAGUAGUUUUUUCGAAAGGCUGUGAUCAUUUAUUGAUGAUGGUGUGUCUUGUUACUAGGGUACUGAAAAAAUGUCUAAGGCCUUUACAGAAACCUUUUUAGUGAUGAGGAUGAGAACUUUUUCAAAUAGCAAAUAUAUAUUGGCUUAAAGCGUGAGGCUGCCUUCAAAAAAGAGAUGUGGACAUAGGAGGCAAUGUGUGAGACUUGGGGGUUCAGUAUUUUAUAUAGAAGAGUUAAUAAGCACAUGGUUUACAUUUACUCAGCUACUAUAUAUGCAAUGUGGUGCACAUUUUCAUAGAAUUCUGGCUUCAUUACGGUCAUUAUUUUUACUGCAUAGCUUACAGACUUAGCAUAUUAGUUUUUUCUACUACAACAAGUGUAAAUUGAAAAAUCUUUUUAUUAAAAAAGUAAACUGUUAUGAAGCUGCUAUGGACUAAUAAUACUUUGCUUGCCAAAGUGUUUGGGUUUUGUUGUUGUUUGGUUUUUUUUUGGUUCAUGAACAAUAGUGUCUAGAAACUCAUUUUGAAAUUGGAAAAUUAUUAAGUCAUGUGUCACCUUUAAACACCUUUUUUUAAUUAUAAAAUAUUGUAAAGCAGGGUCUCAACUUUUAAAUAUACUUUGAAUUUCUUCUCUGAAUUAUUAAAGUUCUUUAUGACCUCAUUUAUAAACACUAAAUUCUGUCACCUUCUGUCAUUUUAUUUUUUAUUCAUUCAAAUGUAUUUUUUCUUGUGUAUAUUAUAAAAAUAUAUUUUAUGAGCUCUUACUCAAAUAAAUACCUGUAAAUGUCUAAAGGAA